Messenger RNA from Acipenser ruthenus (sterlet), 1331 nucleotides. RefSeq names its product EARP complex and GARP complex interacting protein 1 (gene eipr1). Gene Ontology annotation, biological process: protein ubiquitination. Bases 96 to 1256 code for a protein of 386 amino acids. The record is from RefSeq and is a predicted model, not a curated record. NCBI's taxonomy places the organism in Eukaryota, Metazoa, Chordata, Actinopteri, Acipenseriformes, Acipenseridae. Gene Ontology annotation, molecular function: protein binding. The transcript is spliced from 9 exons.
UAAGGUACCAGGAAGUAGUAAACGCGUGAAUGAAGCUUGCAUUUAUAACUGAACCUGCUGAAUAAACGAAAGGAAAGCCUAACACAUUUAGAAAUAUGGAAGAUGAUGCGCCUGUUAUAUAUGGUCUUGAAUUCCAGGCACGUGCUUUGACAGCCCAAACUGCAGAAACAGAGUCCAUACGAUUUCUUGUUGGCACACAAUCUCUCAAAUACGACAAUCAGAUACACAUUGUUGACUUUGAUGAUGAAAAUAACAUCAUUAAUAAGAAUGUACUGCUGCACCAAGUUGGAGAGAUAUGGCACCUCAGUGCAAGUCCAGCAGAUAAAAGGGUGCUGACAACAUGUUACAGUAAAACUUCAGACAGUAAAGUGGUAACAUGUGCAGCUAUGUGGAGGAUGCCGAAGGAAUUGGAAUCAGGCAAUCAUGAAUCCCCUGAUGAUUCAUCAAGCAACCCUCAGACUCUAGAGCUGCUCUGUCACCUUGACAACACAGCCCAUGGCAAUAUGGCUUGUGUUCUCUGGGAGCCCAUGGGUGAUGGCAAAAGACUGAUUUCACUUGCAGAUAAUCAUGUGCAGCUCUGGGACUUGCAGGAAAGUUCCAGCAAGGCGGUGAUUUCCAGCUCUGCAACACUUGAAGGAAAGGGGCAGUUAAAAUUGACAUCUGGCCGAUGGAGUCCCCAUCACAACUGCACACAGGUUGCGACUGCCAAUGACACGGCCAUACGAGGCUGGGACAUCAGGAGCAUGAGUCAGAUAUACUGUAUAGAAAAUGCACACGGCCAACUGGUGAGAGACCUGGACUUCAACCCAAACAAGCAGUACUAUCUGGCCAGUUGUGGAGAUGACUGCAAGGUCAAGUUCUGGGACGUAAGGAACAUCAAUGAACCUGUCAAGAGCCUGGAAGAUCACUCCCAUUGGGUGUGGAGUGUGAGGUACAAUAACUCUCAUGAUCAGCUGGUACUGACAGGCAGCAGUGACAGCAGAGUCAUCCUCUCCAACAUGGUGUCCAUCUCUUCAGAACCCUUUGGUCAUCUGGUGGAUGAAGAUGACCUGAGUGACCAAGAAGACAAUCCCCAGGAUAAGAGGAAAGAACCACUUCAGGAUAGCAUAAUUGCCACCUAUGAAGAACAUGAGGACAGCGUGUAUGCUGUGGAGUGGUCGUCUGCAGACCCUUGGCUCUUUGCAUCUUUAAGUUACGAUGGAAGACUUGUCAUAAACAGAGUGCCAAGGGCGCUGAAAUACCAAAUCUUGUUAUAACAAUGUGGAACCAAAAUUUGAAUGUGUCUGUGUUGGCAUUUUAAUGAUUUGCGGUUUGAAACGGAGGAGGGAGGA